This is a messenger RNA of Besnoitia besnoiti, 5160 nucleotides long. RefSeq lists its product as uncharacterized. NCBI's taxonomy places the organism in Eukaryota, Apicomplexa, Conoidasida, Eucoccidiorida, Sarcocystidae. The coding region runs from base 1 to 5160 and encodes 1719 amino acids. The transcript has a single exon. The record is from RefSeq and is a predicted model, not a curated record.
AUGGCUUCCAUGCAGCCUAUGCCUGCUGCCCUUUCCUCUCUCUCGAGAAACAGGGCUUCUUCUCCGCUAAAUCUUGAAUAUCUUUCGCCGCGGGAACCGCCGUGGACAGGAGAUUGCAGUCCGGUUGCCGCGGCUCGUCGGAAUGGAAAGGAGGAACCCAGUUCCCCGGCCUUGCAGCUUGAGGACCACGAGAGCGGCCCCAGAAAAGCCUGUCUAAGUUCACCUUUGUCACGAGAGUCUGUCGCACCACGCCUUCCUCCUUUCUCGUGUAUGUCUGAUGCUUUUCCUGCUCCUGUCUCUCAUGUUCCCUGUCAUCACCCACAGUCGACACGCUCGCCCCGGCGUCAUUCCGACGAAGGCUACCGAAAGCAGUAUGCGGAGUCUGUAGACUACAGAGUAGACCGGUACCAAGACGCCAUCCAUGCGCCAAUUUCUUCCAGCUGGUCGCGAUCUCUCUCCUUUCAUUCGGUCCCUUCCUCACCGCCAUGUAGCGCGGGGGCCUGUUCUUCGCAGUCUCCUUCUCAGCCAUCUUGCGGCCGCAGCGUGGCUCAGGACCCCUCUCUGCAGGUUCCUCAUCCUUCGGCGCCUUCUGAACAUCUUCACGCUCCCUGUGCGUCGCCCAAAGUUCUCCGGGUUUCCUCGAAUCCGUCUUUUGCUGACACGGCCGCUGCCAUAGAUGCCGCGGCACCUGCAGGGGCAUCGCGUGCAGCUGCCUCUCCUCUGCCGAGUUUCCUCGUUAUUUCUAGAGAGCGCCACAGGGAAAGCCUCUCGCUGUGCGACUCAAAACAAGGCUCUUCUCCUUCUUCUACACCUGCGUCUGCUCCUUCGUCCGCUUCUUUCUUUGCCUCUUCCGCUGCUACUCGGCGGCUCAAAUCCGUGCGGCGCUUCACAAAUUUCUCGGCAAGUCAACUAGCUGUGACGCCUCCUCCCUUCCCUUCUUUUCUGUCGGCACACUGGACCGACGCAAUCACUCCGUUCGCGAGGCCGCGCGGGAAAAUCGACGACCAGGAGACCUCCAGUGACAGUUCGCAACGCGCUAAAGACUCUGCUUCUCUGGCGCCGACGCCAUCGCCUCCUUUCCCACGUUUCCCCUCGACCUCCGCCUCUUCAGAGUUUUCAACGCGUCUUCCUUCUCCUCCGUCUUCGCGGCUGCAGUCUUUCUCCUCGUCGCCUGUCGACGAGGCAGCUGUGCCUGCCGUCGUGCCUGUUAACUCGACUGCGUCAAGCAGGUGCGCAGCCUGUCCGGCGGAGGGCGCUCUUCCUCCCUCUUCCUCGUCGUUUCCUCCACGAGAAUCAGAGACCCUUUCUCAGCGAGCGGGAGUGGAUGCGAAGCCAGCGCACGAUCCGCGGCGUGUGCCCGACUGCAAGACUGCCGAGGCGUUCUCUUUGUUCUCUUCUCAGCUGCUGAAGACGUCGGUUUUGAGGGAGAGCCUGUUCAAUCUCUCCGCCUUAGAUCUCUCGGUUGCGUCGCGCGGCGACCUGGAUGAGGGGAGGCGGCGCCCUUCUGGCCUCUCUCCUUCCGCGUUCUCUUCCCCAGGAGAGGACAGACGCUCGUCGACGGCCGUUGCCUCGGGCUCUUCUGUCUCGCCCCUACAAGAGCCUUUCUGUCCCUCGGCAGGUUUCGCUGCUGCCUCCUCUUUACGCGUUUCUUCUUCCUGGGCAGUCCCGCCGGCAGCUUCUUCCUCGCCGGCCGGCGUCUGUACACCGGAGCCGCGAAACGCGCUGGGUGAGCUGCCUCCAACGCUGUCCUCCGCAGGAGCGCUACGCCGUCCGCAGAAGAAGAAUGACUCUGUCCUUCCUGUGGAGAGAGCGGAGGCGAAGGAAGCCAAGAAAAAGAGUGUAAGAUUUCCUCCAUGCGUGCACCCCGGAGACUCUGGGGCGUCUGUCGCCUCGCGGUGUGAAGAAGGCGGGAAACAUGAGGCAGGAACGCGCGGAUAUGUGCACGACGCGAGCCUGGUUGCGGAGUGGGAAGACGGGGAUCUGCAUCAGCCGCAAAGCGACAGGGCCUUUGUCGUUCGAAGCCGUCAAGGGACGGAGCUUGGGGCCUGUCUUGUCACAGACCACAGACACGGUUUUGAUGACGCAAAUCCAAGUCGAGCGACCGGUGAAGAUCUUCCAGGUCGGCGCCGCGGGAGCGUGGACAGGGCGGAAACAGCUGAAGAGCGGAUGCGGCGCAUCCAUGAGCAACUAGAGGCCCUGAAGAAACGCAACGACGCCCUCGAAGUGGAGCUACUUGCGGCUCAAGCGAGACGCAAAAUGUCGCUCGGAGGCCCGGGAGCAGCUUCCCCGUCUGACUUGCCGCGCAAUCCAGUCGCAGAGCGCGUCCCUGCGGCGGCGCUUGGUCCAGCAAAGGUCUGCACAGAUUUCGCCGAGACAGAAGUUUUCGAAAGAAAUGACGCAAGCGGCGGGGCGGAGGGCAAGGAUCGAACGACACCGCAAGGGCGCGAGUCGAAAACCGCUGGACGUCCGUGCUUGUCACCGUCUGACACAGAAGGGGUUUUGUCAGGUGUACGCACAUCUCUCUCCAACCUGGAGGCUGAAGAGGAGCUUUUUGAGGUGCCUCUCGACGACGCAGAGGCGGCCGAGCGACCAGCACCCGCGCAGCAGGUCUACCAGAAUCUUCCAGAAAAGCUUUCAGUGUCUUCAAACAGUGUGUCUCGUUCCUCUUCUGACCCAUUCCACGACAUGCCCGAAACACCCGACGCAGCCAGCCCUGAGGUCUCAUCGGAGGCGACCGGCGGCUGCACGGUGACGCGUGGAGCUGCUGCACCACGCGACGCGAAUGGUGCAGAAGAGGCCGAAGGAGAACGAAAUACGCAGAAGAGGGAGGGGGAUGCUUCGACGGGAAGAGCGACGAACGGGCGUAGAGAAAACACCCUCGAAGGCGGAGACGAGAUGGACAGCGAGGCGAGGGAACACAAUGCAACGGAAGAGCAAGCAACCGCGACAGGGAUCAUGCAGGUCUGCCCCCGAUCGUCAGGCGCUUGUCAUUUUACGGCUGUGGAGGGGGAAGCGGAGGGCGUGGAGGGGCUAGACGGUUUCCUUCGCGAAGAGGCAGAAGAGGCUGAGGCGGCGUUCGAAGAGAGAAAGGAGACGCUAGCCACAGCACGGAGAAGUCUCGAAGAGGAGAGGCAGGCGUGCGCGAAGAAGAAGCGCACGCUGGCGGAGGAGCUCGAGAGACUCGCGGCAGAGGGCAAAGAGCUAGAGGAAGGGAAGGCGGCCAAAGAAGAGGUUGAAAAAAGCAGAGAGACGUGCAGGACGCAGAAGGCCAAGCUCGACGCAGAGAGAGAAAUGCUUUGGCAAGCGAACACCAAGCUCGAGGAAGACCGGCGGACGUGUGCGGAAGAGCAGGCUGCCCUCCUGGGAGAAAAGAAAGCAGCUCUGAAGCGGAAAUACGACUUGCAGGAAGAACUCGAUCGUUUCAAGAAGAAGCAACAGGAGCUCCAGGAAGCGACAGAGAGGCUCGACGCAGACAGGCACCAGUUUGAAAAGGAGAGGGCCGCUUUCGUAAACGAAAAACGGGAAUUCACUGACAAAAGGGAGUACUACGAUGCCCGCAGGAGACGGAUGGAGGAAGAACGAGAAAGGCACCUCGAAGAGGCGGGAGGGCUGAAAGCGAGGGAGGAAGCGUGCGAGGAGCGGAAGCGCGAGCUUGACAAAGAGAGAGACAGUUUGGAAAAAGAUAAAACUAUGUUGGAAAAAGAGCGCGAGGCUGUCACACGAGAACGACGCGCGCUGGAGGAAGCACGGGAGAGUUCUGCACACGUAACGCGGCAGGCAGAAGAAGAGCGAGCUGCGCUUGCACACGCGAAAGGGGCGCUAGACGGCGAGCGGGAGGCCUUCGCGCGGGAGCAAAGAGAGCUUCACGAAGAGAGAGAGUCGCUGGUGCAAGCGAAAAUCAAGGUACAGCAAGAACGAGAGGCAUGCGCAAUUCAGAGGCAGCGCUUGGAAGAGGAGAGAACGAAUUAUCUGAGAAUGACGGCGGAGAUCGAAGAAGAGCGGAAGACUCACGCGGGCGAGAAGCGUCGGCUGGAGGAGGAGAGGGAACAAUACGCUGCACAGGCGAGACAACUCGAGGCCGACAGAGAGACGCUUACCCGGGAGCUCGGCGAGCUGGAGGCCGCGCUGAAGAAUCAGCGGGGAUUGCUUGCCGACAAAUCAAAGGCGUGGGAGAUUGAGAGGGAGACAAUGGAAAGCCGGCUGAAGGAGAGCGAGGAGUUUCGCGCCAAAGAAGCACAGGCUCAUCAAGAGCGCGAGAGGGAGGGCGCGGACGCGUAUGAAAAACUAAGGAAACAGAAUCGAGAGAUAGAAGCUGAGAAGGCAGUUCUACGGGACGAGCUGAUGCGCCUACAGGAGGAGAAUACCGUGCAGACACUCGCGCGGGCGACAGCCGAGCAAGAAGAAGAAAAACGCCGAGAAGAGUGCGAAAGAGAGCUUGAGCGCGAAAAGCAUCAGAGAGAACAAGUCUGCCAGCGACUUAUCCAGCAGAACGCCGAGCUCGCUGAGGAAAGCAACGAGCUGCGAAAAUGCCUAGAGCAAAUGACGAGCAAGCUUGCAGACUGGAGGCGACGAGGAGAGGACGCGGAGGGACGCGCAGAAGAGCAAGAAAAAGCGACAGAACGGCUUAGAGAGGAGAAUGAGCUUUUGAAGCAGAGGCUGACGCAGCAAGAGGGAAGAGGCGUCUCCAGCGCACUCACUUCCAGCGGAGAGAGCAACGGGCGGCGAGAGGAAGGAAGGAGAGAUGAGAGAUCCUCAUGCCAAUGUGAUCAACAGACAGUGGACGAGGGAAUAGCGACGAGCCGUGAUUCCGAUGCAGAGAGCAAGAGAAGAGUAGCGACAGAGGCUGACGCAUCGCCGGCGCCCUCCAGAACUCUUAUCGAAGCCGAGAGCGGACACGAAGGCGAAGGGACAGGCAAGGGAGGUCAGAUUUUUCAGCGGCAAGUUGAAGACGAGGCACGAGGUGAUGCCGUGGAGAGGCUUCAGCGUCUGUACGCGGAGGAGUGUUCAACUUCGCGUCGUUUAGCGGCAAAGAGCGCCCACUACAGACAGCAGCUGCAGCAAGUGAUGAGACGGCUGGCUGUAGUCACUCAAGCACUCGAAGAGGCUAAUGACCUGCGGGAGCAUCGUCAGCGAAGGCAACAGAAACGGAUGGACGCGUAG